Molecule: messenger RNA, 2491 nt
Organism: Pezoporus occidentalis (night parrot)
Lineage: Eukaryota; Metazoa; Chordata; Aves; Psittaciformes; Psittacidae
Gene: SH3RF2
Product: SH3 domain containing ring finger 2
Exons: 9
Coding region: 197-2290 (697 amino acids)
Molecular function (GO): protein binding
Source: RefSeq, a predicted model, not a curated record
UAAUCGUCUUGGGUUGCUUCAGAGAGCUGAGGCAGCCAAACCGGGCGAGGAUGGCACUGCGGAGCGCCUCAGCCUCUGCCAGGAUAGCUGCCUCAGCCCAGCGUGCUGGUGCAGUUCUCGCAGGCGCAGCAGGGUGCCUCAGCCUGCUCCAGUGGAUGUGGCGUGCGGAUGGCUCCGGCUCCGCGCUGCACUGAACAUGGAUGAUUUAGCUCUCCUCGACCUGCUGGAGUGCCCUGUGUGCUUUGAGAAGCUCGACGCCACGGCCAAGGUGCUCCCCUGCCAGCACACAUUCUGCAAACCCUGUCUGCAAAGGAUCCUGAAAUCCCAGAAGGAGCUCAGGUGCCCCGAGUGCAGGACCCUGGUGCUCUGCAGCAUCGAGCAGCUGCCCUCCAACCUGCUCCUGAUUCGCCUCCUGGAUGGCGUCAGGUGUGGACAGAAUGUGGCCAGGUUUGGCUCCAUCCAGAGGACCGGGCUCCUGUCAUCGCCUGCCUCCAUCAGGAGAGUCCCCAGGGGGCUACAACUCCAUCAGCACCGGCUGGCGACCAAUCCCAGGCUCCACAUGGAAGGGGUCCCGCGAGCCAAGGCGCUGUACACGUACCGAGGGCACAACCCUGGAGAGCUGCGGUUCAACAAGGGGGACAUCAUCGUGUUGCUCCGGCAGCUGGACGAGAACUGGUACCUGGGGGAGGUGAACGGCGUCAGCGGCGUGUUCCCGGCCAGCUCCGUGCAGGUGAUCAAGCACCUGCCCCUGCCCGUGCCCCUCAGCAGGGCGCUCGGCAGCUUCGACACCAGGGGCAGGGACAGGACCGAGAACAAGGAGAGCCUGACCCUGCACAAGCCAACCACCACUGCAAGGCAGCUCCUGCAAACCAGCAAAAGCCACUGGUCCCCCCAGUUUAAGUGCACGUCCCUGCGAACGGCGUCUCCCAAAACCAAGGGCGCGGAUUCUCCAGCGUUCCCCAAGGUGCCCGACUCCCGGCGGAAGAGCCUGCGGCAGUUCUCCAUCACCACGGCCCUCAACACCCUCAACCGCAUGGUCCACUCGCCUGAGCGGCAGGCGCUGGAGAUCAGCUCCCCCGUGCUCAUCAGCUCCAGCAACCCCACCGUGGCCACCCAGAGCAGCGAGAAAGCGGAGCUUCCCUACAGCACCCCCAUCCAGGUCAGUGCAUCCUACUACCCUGCGCCAGGAUCGCUGGGGCACUCAGCGGCCAUCGUCACUCUUCCCCACCUGCAGCACCACAUAUCAGCUUACAUGUGCGUGGCUCUCCAUUCCUAUGAGGCUCAUGGGCCGGACGAGCUGGAGCUGCAGAAGGGAGAAGGGGUCCGUGUCUUCGGGAAGGACCAUGAUGGAUGGCUGCGGGGCAUGUCCCUGGUCACCGGGAGAGCGGGCGUCUUCCCCAGCAACUACGUCGCUCCCCUCUUCAGGAAGCCGAACCUCUCCGACUCGAAGAUGCCUUCGCUCUACGCCACCUGGACGCUGUCGACCUCCUCGCUGUCCUCGCAGGGCAGCGGCCCCGAGCACGGCCCCCGCCAGAGCCGGCCGCUGAAGCCGGCGCUGCUGCCCCUGCCCGUGCCCGUGCCCUCGCCCGGGCGGAGCGCGGCGGCCCCGGGACCGGCACCGCUGCGGCGCGGCCGCGGCAGCGCCAGGAAGAACGGAUCCCUGCAGAGGCCAGGGCAGGCGGGGACCCCCGUCCACGUUGCCGGCUCCCUCCGGCGUCCUCUCACCACGGUGCUGCGGCCUCAGCAGAUUCAGCUCUAUCCGCACCUCAGCCCCUCGCCGCACAGCAUCCCCUCCGAGGCAGGAGCGAGGACAAACUUCUCCCACGACGUGUCCCCGGUGCUCGUGGUCAGAGGAGGGGAGAGCAGAACCCCCUCCGUGUGCAGCUCCCUGGUCCUGGAUGCCAAAGAUCCCCCGGCAAAGAGCGAGGCAGCCCCAAAGCCGCCCGCUUCGGCCCCACCGUCCAUCCUGGUGAAGCCUGAAUCCUCCCGCAACAGCGCUGAGAAGCAAGUGAAGACGGUGAGGUUUCAGAACCACAGCCCGCCGCCGCCCAAGCGGCACAGCCUGCAGCCGUCCCCGAGCCUGCCCCGCGCCAGGACGGAGCCGCUGCCCGAGCCCGUGGUGCUGGAGGCCGGGCUGGCGGGCCCCGAGCUGGCCGUGCUCUACUCGCCCAGGCCCAGCGCCAGCCCCCUGCCGCAGCGCCGGGCGCUGCACCCCAAGGCGCUGUCGCUGGACCUCUCGGGGCAGCUCACGUUCCCCAUCCGGAAGAGCUACAGCGUGUCCACCAACUGAGGGCGACCCCGCUCGGCCUCCCUCGCACGCCUGCGCCCGUCCCCGCGCUGCGAGGGGCGAGCAGCCCGGACCCGCAGCAUCCUGCUGCCGCCGCAGGUAUCCCCAGCGUCUCCCACCACCAGCACCCUCAGCACCCACCGCUCUGGGGCUGCAGAGAACUGGGGUUGCUCGCGAGGGAGCGGGACGGGACAGGACAACGUC